CUCCAGGAUACACGAAAGGAGACUCUCAUGCAUGGGUUUGCAAACUAAGAAAAUCUAUUUAUGGACUUAAACAGGCCUCACGUUCGUGGUUUGACAGUUUCUCUUGCAAGAUUCAAGAAUGUGGUUUUCGGAGAUGUCCUCUAGAUCACUCUCUUUUCAUUUAUCGAAAGGAAAACAUAUUUACUUUACUUCUUAUAUAUGUUGAUGAUAUUGUUAUCACAGGCAAUUCAGAAAAACACAUAGAAGAAGCUAAAGUUUUGAUGAUGCAAAACUUCAAAAUGAAAGAGCUUGGUGAUUUACGAUUCUUUCUUGGAGUGGAGAUUGAUAGGCACAAUAAUCGCCUCACAUUGACACAACAGAAAUACACGUUGGAUCUGCUGAAAAAGUCAGGUAUGUCUGAUUGUAAGCCUGUUGGAACUCCUAGUGUUCUAAAUCAAAGACUAAGUGCUCAAGAUGGGGAGUUAUAUGAAGAUCCUACGCAGUAUCGAAGUAUUGUUGGGGCACUUCAAUAUCUUACAUUUACUAGACCAGAUAUUAUAUAUGCUGUGAAUCAAGUAUCUCAAUUUAUGCAUGCACCUAGAGAUACUCACAUGGAUGCUGUCAAAAGAAUAUUAAGAUAUCUUAAAGGGACAGUAGGAGAUGGCUUAGUUUAUGGUAAGAGUGAAAAUAUAACUACUGGACAUCAACUUAUGACAUUCACAGAUGCAGAUUGGGCUGGAGAUCCCGAUCAAAGAAAGUCCAUUUCUGGUUUUUGUAUUUUCAUUGGACGUAAUCUUGUGUCUUGGAGUUGUCGAAAGCAAAAGGCAGUAGCAAGAUCCAGCACUGAAGCUGAAUACAGAUGCAUGGCUGCAGGUACUGCUGAAGUUACAUGGGUUAGACAUUUGCUAGAAGACAUUGGAGAAAAUAUUAAAACAUCAAUGUUAAUGUGCGAUAAUCAAAGCGCUAUUAACAUUGCCUUUAAUCCCGUACAACAUGGUCGAACAAAGCACAUUGAGAUUGAUCAACACUUUGUUAGACAAAAGGUGGAAGACAAGGAGAUUCAGCCUAUUUAUGUUCGUACAGAUGAACAAGUUGCAGACUUAUUUACAAAAGGAUUAACAAAGGAACGAUUCUGGUUUCUAAAAGGCAAGUUGUACAUGGUGCAAAACCAUGCACAACUUGAGGGAGGGUGUUAAAAUAUAAAUCCUUCACCAGCACGUUGAAGAGGAGUCUCUUAGGAUUCCACCUCCUUGUAGAAUGUGUUAAGAUAUUUAAUGUCCUUGUAACAUGUGAAGAGUCUCCUAGGAUUCUAUGUUGUAGUUAAUAUCCUUGU
Nymphaea colorata (pocket water lily) is the source of this 1312-nucleotide messenger RNA. RefSeq lists its product as uncharacterized. The record is from RefSeq and is a predicted model, not a curated record. Bases 261 to 1175 code for a protein of 304 amino acids. NCBI's taxonomy places the organism in Eukaryota, Viridiplantae, Streptophyta, Magnoliopsida, Nymphaeales, Nymphaeaceae. The transcript has a single exon.